UCGUUCCACCCUGAUUGGAUAACCACUUACACAAGUGCUUGCGUAAAGCCACAACAUCGAAAUUGUAUAAGGCAAUUUACACAACGAUUAGAAUACAGUAUCCUUUUCUCAUCCGAGUCCUUCCACAACCGGAGUCCUGCUGAAAACUGAUAUAAGAGUUGGGGAAUUUGGAUCAAUUCCAUCUCUAUUCAGAUUGUUGUGAUGUUGCUGCUUGGUGGGCGGGUCUUCCCCUGCUCCUCCCCUCCUGGUGCUGUGUGGGCGUGUUUGGCCCAGAGUUCCGAACCCAUGUUUCGGUCGGUGACUGAGACAGUCCUACCUCCUGACAACCAGCACAACCCCACCCAGCUGAACUAUGGGAUGGCCGUUACUGAUGUGGACGGAGACGGAGACCUGGAGGUGGUGGUGGCGGGGUACAACGGUCCUAACCUGGUCCUGAAGUAUGACCGUGGUCAGCAGAGGGUGGUGAACAUAGCGGUGGAUGAACGCAGCUCUCCAUUCUACGCUGAGAGACCCCCUGGGAACGCCAUCGGGGUGACUGCCUGCGACGUCGGGGACGGGCGGGAGGAGAUCUACUUCCUCAAUACAAACAACGCUUACUCUGGUCGGGCCACAUACUCUGACAAGCUCUUUAAGUUCCGUAACGGACGCUUCGAGGACCUGCUGGGUGAUGACAUCAACGUGCGCCGAGGAGUAGCCAAUCGGAUGGCAGGACGCUCCGGGUGUGUGGACAGAAAGUAUGGUACAGGGCGUUAUGCUGUGUAUGUAGCUAACUAUGCCAGUGGAAAUGUUGGUCCCCAUGCCCUGAUAGAGAUGGACGAGGCAGCCAGUGACCUGGCCAAGGGCAUCAUCGCCCUGUCUGACGUUGCAGCACAGGCCGGUGUCAACAAGUACACAGGUGGGCGUGGUGUAGUGGUUGGACCAAUCGUGAGCCAGAGCAGCUCUGACGUGUUCUGUGACAAUGAGAACGGACCUAACUUCCUGUUCCGGAACAAUGGAGACGGAACCUUCACUGACAUUGCUCAACAGGCAGGUGUGGAGGARSYCUACCAGCACGGCCGAGGCGUGGCGCUGGCAGACUUUAACGCUGAUGGGAAGACUGACAUCGUCUACGGAAACUGGAAUGGCCAGCACAGACUGUACCUACAGGACAACAACCAGAGAUUCAGGGACAUAGCCAGUGGGCCGUUCUCCUCUCCCUCUCCCGUGCGGACGGUCAUUGCUGCUGACUUUGACAAUGACCAGGAGCUGGACAUCUUCUUCAACAACAUCGCCUACAGAGGACACGCCCCCAACAGGCUCUUUAGGGUGUCCAGGAGGGCUGGUGCUGACCCCCAGAUAGAGGAGCUAAACGUGGGGGAGGCAGCAGAGCCACAGGGCCGGGGUACAGGUGCCACGGUAACAGACUUUGACGGGGACGGUCAGUUGGACCUGCUGGUGGCUCAUGGGGAGAGUGCCUCUCAGCCCAUCUCUGUCUUCAAGGUCACUCAGGGCUCGUCCAAUCAYUGGCUGCGUGUAAUCCCUCGCACVCGUUUCGGCUCCUUCGCCCGCGGGGCCCGGGUCACGGCCUACACCAAUCAGAGCGGGGCUCUCAUGCGCAUCAUCGACGGCGGCUCGGGGUACCUCUGUGAGAUGGAGCCUGUCGCCCACUUUGGACUGGGCAAGGACGAGGUCACCGUGGUGGAGGUCUAUUGGCCGGAUGGCCGUUCCGUGGCCCGCCCACUGCAGCCUGGUGACAUGAACUCUGUGAUGGAGAUUGGCUACCCUAAAGAGGGGGAGGAGUCUGUGCUGACCCCUGAYACCCAGUGUGGGGAAGGAUUCUCUGUCAAGAAUGGCCGCUGUGCAGGUAUGUAG
Messenger RNA from Salvelinus sp. IW2-2015, 1851 nucleotides. It is a transcript of the gene crtac1a, whose product is annotated as cartilage acidic protein 1a. Lineage: Eukaryota; Metazoa; Chordata; Actinopteri; Salmoniformes; Salmonidae. The record is from RefSeq and is a predicted model, not a curated record. Gene Ontology annotation, biological process: axonal fasciculation.